Messenger RNA from Striga hermonthica, 528 nucleotides. NCBI's taxonomy places the organism in Eukaryota, Viridiplantae, Streptophyta, Magnoliopsida, Lamiales, Orobanchaceae. The record is from the annotation of a GenBank genome assembly.
AUGUUCCUCGUUUGCAACGGGAUUCUCGUGAUCCUCGCCAAGAACUUGAGACUCGACUCAUCCUCCUCGGAUGUCGUUCAAAUUACGGAAAUGCCCCUAGAAGAUGUGGAGCAAGUCGAUUAUAGUCCUACGAGCAUUGGAAUGUUGGAGGCAAGGCCGGUAUGGAUAUUAAUAGAAGAACCACCCAAAAUGUUGUCAAAAGAAGGAGAAGAUAAUCGAGAAAAUGCAGGGACACUUAUGGAAAACGACAACAAUAAUGACGUGAAGAUUGUUGAAGAUCUUGAAGCGAAUCAACCAACAUCUCUCGAACUACACGAAACGGAAGUAAGGGCCUGUUUGGGUCGGGAGAGUGAAGAAUACUGGGAAGAGGAAGACGAAUUAGACACAUCAUCGAACGAAAUGGAUGUUGUAAUAAGCGAUGUGCACGUUAGCACUGAAGAGUUGAACAUGAAGUUCGAAGAGUUCAUUCGGAAAAUGAAGGAGGAGCUUCGGAUUGAGGCCCGGAAUACCAUGAUAGAAGCUUUGUAA